AUUUCAAGGUAAUGUUUGGAGGUAAAACUUACUGUCUUCUGUUAAUAGCCUUCUGUUAUACAGAUGACUAGUGCUGGCAAAGUUGUUUUAACAUCAACUCAAGUCAUUCCCUGAGUCGAUGCGAAACAGUGCGUGAAUUUCAUAUCCUGUAGAUGUCUGUUAAUUUCAGCAAAAUCUCAAGAAUUGGUUAUCACAUGCAAAUGCAUACAUAAAUAUCAAACUUUGGGGAGUAACUAAUUUAUUACUCCCCAAAGUAAUGGGGAGUAAUCAUAAUCUGGAGAUUUAAAUAUUCUAACUUUAGUCUUUUUUCUUCACUGGUCACCUUGUUUCUAGGUUUGGGGCUCUAAUGGGGCGUCGACGUAAGUUUGUGGAAAGUUUGCGCAGCUAUGGCGACUCCAUGCUGGUUCUUCCAGCCUUCUCCUAUGGCCACAAUACUCCUCUGUCUCUCAGAGCUUUUUACACACUUGAGGACUUUGAAAGCCCCAUUCGACCUAUCUUCUUCAACCCGGGGUACCUCCAUAACCUGGCCCACUUCUGGCGCUCUCAAGGCUUAAGAACGAUACGGCUCAGCACUGGUAUUAUCAUGACAAGCCUAGCUCUGGAACUCUGUGACAACGUACAGCUGUAUGGAUUCUGGCCCUUCGAUUUUCACCCAUACAGCUUUCAAACUCUGACUAACCACUAUUAUGAUGACAGAAAAACCAAAACAAAGUUCCACGCCAUGCCAGAUGAGUUUAACCACUUGUUGCAGUUGCACAGUCAGGGUGUUCUCAAAUUGCACCUUGGAGACUGCAAAGCAGAGCCACACUAGACUUCUCAGGCAAAGAGCCACGUGAAUUCCUAGUUGCCUCAGGUGAACCCAACCAUCAAGACUUUCUUUUAAUUACACACUGUAUGGAAUAGACUGACUAACUCCACAGACCAGAACCUAUCUGCAACCACAAAACUUGUACUGAGAUCAAAAUGCAACAAAAAGAAGACAGUAACUAGUAUAGAUUUCAUCUUCUUUCACAACUUUAUUUAUGUUUUGUUCAGGUUGAUGUCUGGAAGAGACAAAGUAACGUGCCUUUGUGAGGCUAUCAUUGUUUAGUGCCUUAUGUUACAUUGUUAGUGAUGGAUUUUGAGUCAGGGUUACUGUUUUUUAAUGGAAACCAAAUACCUCCUUUAGAAUAAUAUUGUGACUAAAUAAAAACACCAGAUACUGAAUGUAAGUUGUUUAAUACAUUUAACCACUUUGAAAAGAUAAUUUGUUUUAAAUAAACAACAUGAAUGUGUUGGUACUGAACACUUUUUUCACUAUAGUGAACUUAAGAUGAAAGAUUAUGCCUAUCCUGCCUUAAACAUAAAUACAAUAGAUAAAAAAAUAAUAAAAAUAAAAAUUGCACAGUUUUUUACAUAAAUUAUAACACACCUUAGGUGCUUUUGGAUACACUUUGAGUGUCUUGUUCAGAGUUACAAGUCCAGAAGAAAUAUUAUACUGCCUUUUUGAGGCAGGAAAGUGUUGCUGCAAAGGAUGAGUGAAAGAAGAAUGAUGGUUUUGAGCUGUUCUUUAUCUGAUUGUCGGCGUUAUUUCUCUAUGUUGCAGCUCAACGCAGUUGCUGUAAUUUCUGAUUGUUCAAUAAAAUAAAAAGCUGGACUUAC
Messenger RNA from Poeciliopsis prolifica (blackstripe livebearer), 1641 nucleotides. Its product is annotated as alpha-2,8-sialyltransferase 8F-like. The record is from RefSeq and is a predicted model, not a curated record. The transcript has a single exon. NCBI's taxonomy places the organism in Eukaryota, Metazoa, Chordata, Actinopteri, Cyprinodontiformes, Poeciliidae. Bases 347 to 811 code for a protein of 154 amino acids. Gene Ontology annotation, biological process: oligosaccharide metabolic process; N-glycan processing. Gene Ontology annotation, molecular function: alpha-N-acetylneuraminate alpha-2,8-sialyltransferase activity.